AUUUCUUCGCAAACGUGACCCUCAUCAGCGUUAAAACCAGUUACUCUAAACUAACACUUGCAUAAGACUGUUUACGAUGCAAUCUGUCCUCAAUGAUGUAAGAUUACGGCUGGAGCGACUUGUAAAGACAUACUUACCCACAAACUUAUUCGCUUCUUUUCGUUUUAGCGAUAGCUUCUUUAGUAGUUGACAGGACUAUCUAUGAUGUUUGGUAAAAUUGAGUGUUAGUGUUGGCAGUGUUUUUUGAGUGUGUUGACUGGUCUUUGGAUUUUAAAAAUGUUCGCCGGCAAAGUGACCAUUUUGCUGGUAUUCUGUUUGGUUUGCCGUGUGACUAUGACCAAUGGAGCGAUUAAAUUAAUAACGACGUUAUUACGAGACAACGUCGCUGGCGCGCCAGUUGUUCAUCAAACCCAAAAGUGGCCGUUCCAUCCGGACGAAGGUUCAAGAAGAAAUCCCGAAUUUGAGGCACUUAAUGGACACCAUGCUUAUUAUCUGAUCGAACGUUUUGGGUUAGGUACAGAUGGCAGACAAGCCGAGCGAAAAUAUCAACAGACGAUCAGAGAUCUAGGCGUGCCUACGACGUCCUACGAUAAAGUACAAAUAUAUUGAUCAUUGGUAAGUUGAAGUUUUAAAAUUUUUCAACUCGUUUAAAAAUUUCAAAUCGUCCAAAUCAAUAGUGUCAAAUUAUGAUCGCAAAAAAGUACAAUUUUUUAGCGUAUAAUUUUAAUGUAUUUUUUUAAAAAAACACAAUGUAGGUACCCAUCUAAUGCGGAAAAAAAUACGUAAAAUUGUGCAACAUGUUGGAAAUUUUUACACGUAAAUUGUAACGCUAGAAACGGUGUGAAUAAAAAAGAUCUCUAAUCGUUAGACAAUAUUAUUCGGCGGUAUACAUCACAUCAAUUAAACUUUCAAAAGACUUGACACGUGGGUACAAAGUCAUGUACGAAAAUGCUGGAACAAAGCCAGAUUCCUUAUUAAAAAUUUAAUAUCGCAUUAAACGAUGAUAAAAUCUCCAUUGUUAUCCUUUAUGCACAAAAGUGCUGUUUGACAAACGCCCUGCGCUUGUUUUUCGCUUAAUUAUCAUCUUAAAGCCUAUAUAGCGACGUAGCGACCUUUUUAAGAUGAAUGAAGUAGGUAAAUAAAAUGAUGGAUAUGUAUAAAAAAGAGUAAAAUGUACCUAUAACAUUUUGAUUGUUGUAAUAUUAAAUAUCCCUACAUCGUGUAGGAAUUGUGUAGAUAUUUGACGUGUAUAUAUUGUAUAUUGAAAGUAUAUUAUUAUUAUCUUU
This is a messenger RNA of Planococcus citri (citrus mealybug), 1286 nucleotides long. RefSeq lists its product as uncharacterized. The transcript has 2 exons. NCBI's taxonomy places the organism in Eukaryota, Metazoa, Arthropoda, Insecta, Hemiptera, Pseudococcidae. The record is from RefSeq and is a predicted model, not a curated record. The coding region runs from base 277 to 609 and encodes 110 amino acids.